This is a messenger RNA of Colletotrichum paranaense, 1245 nucleotides long. Its product is annotated as 5-azacytidine resistance protein azr1. The record is from RefSeq and is a predicted model, not a curated record. Gene Ontology annotation, biological process: protein dephosphorylation. The transcript has 2 exons. Gene Ontology annotation, molecular function: protein serine/threonine phosphatase activity. Bases 1 to 1245 code for a protein of 414 amino acids. Lineage: Eukaryota; Fungi; Ascomycota; Sordariomycetes; Glomerellales; Glomerellaceae.
AUGGCCGCAACGGUGACAGUAUUGCGCCAGCCUCUGGUCCUCCUCCCUGCCACAAGGCCAUUAUCACAAGCAUCCGUUAGCUUCUCAAAGUAUCUCGUCCGACAACGGUCGACCCCUCCGACGAACAUCUCAUCGCGAUACUUCUCAACAGCCAGCAGCAUGAAGUCCGACUCGGCUGCAAAGCUAUCCUACCACGUUGCUGCGUCUUUUACCGCGAAAGACCAUCCCUACGACCCAUCAACGCACGUCUUUCACUUCAAUCCCUACAACCGUAUCCAGCAGAACCGUAGCAAACGCUCCAGACCAGACAGCGGACACGAUGCCUUUUUCGUCAGUCGAGUCGGCGACUCUGGCGCAGUAGCCCUUGGUGUGGCUGAUGGCGUCGGCGGCUGGGUAGAUUCUGGUGUUGACCCGGCGGAUUUCUCACACGGUUUCUGCGAUUACAUGGCUUCGACAGCCUACGGACACGGUUCAAUCAAAGACGACCCGAUCACAAAGGGCACGGGUGACAAGGAGCCGCUAAGAGCGCAAGAUCUGAUGCAAAAGGGAUACCAGGCGAUCAAUGAGGACAGCACCGUCAUUGCUGGUGGCAGUACAGCGUGUGUUGCUGUAGCAUCCUCAGACGGCAACCUCGACAUUGCCAACCUAGGCGACUCUGGCUUCAUCCAGCUCCGAUUGAACGCCGUACACACCUACUCUGAACCCCAAACGCAUGCCUUCAACACGCCUUAUCAGCUCUCUAUCGUGCCUCCCAGCGUAGCCGCUCGGAUGGCAGCUUUUGGUGGCCAGAACCUAUGCGACUUUCCCAAAGACGCCGACGUCACUCACCAUGACCUCCGUCACGGUGAUAUCAUCGUUUUCGCAACUGACGGUGUAUGGGACAACCUGUUUAACCAGGACAUCCUCCGUAUUGUUAGCAAUGUCAUGACAACGACAGGCGCAUGGCUCAUGACGAAGAAUGGUGUCCGCGUCGUCGACAAUCUCAAGCCCUUUACAAAACCCGCUGAAGACGCCUCAGAGCGACCUUCCGCAAAGUUUCUUACCUUGCAGAGCGUGCUCGCGGCGGAAAUCACGUCCGCCGCCAAGUCGGCGAGCCUAAACCGCAACGUUGACGGCCCCUUUGCCAAGGGAGUGCAGAAGUACUACCCGCAGGAGAACUGGCACGGCGGCAAGAUCGACGAUAUUUGCGUUCUCGUCCUCAUCGCGUCGGAUGACUCCAAGGCCGCGGCCAAGAGUCGCCUUUAA